CUGUGUCCAGACUCAUGCCGAUAUCUGGACUGCCAGCGAAAACAGACCCAACAAAAGUGCGCUGCAGCCCAGAAAAAUGAGGACAGAGACUCUACGACUUCGAUAUUUUCUCUCAUAACUCGCUAUCGCGAAAGCAUUGCUCUAGCUGUACAAUGACGCAUUUAUUCCGGAACGGAAUGACUGAUCUAAGUCGAUUGGAUAUUUGUGGCCCAGAAUCUCUCCGUGCGUUUUGGCUGGUCUCCUCUUACAUUGCGGAGCCCCCAAGCCUGUCCGAGUGUCUUUGAUCUUGCCUCGGAAAUCGCGACAGAAGGCCAGUCAUUCUUCAAUUUUCCUUAUGGCGGCCACUGCUACAGCACAAGCCUCGACCGCCGUCUCAGUUGAUAUCACAACACCGUCCAACUCGACUCUGAUGAUAUUGUCCUCUCCGACUGCUACGCCGGCUACUGCCAGCUCCAAGCUCUCAACUAUGCCCAAUACCGGUAAAAAUGUUCACCCGAGCCGGGCAGUAGGCGUUUGGUCCAGCCAGGAGCACGACCGCUUCCUUGAGGCUCUCAAAAAGUAUCCUCAAGGACCCUGGAAAGCCAUCACGGGAUAUAUCGGCACUCGAUCGGUCCGUCAGGUACAAACCCACGCACAGAAGUAUCAGGAGAAAGUAUCGCGCCGUCUUCACGGCAUGCAGACAGGCAAGGCCAUUCGCCUCCGUCGUGAACACCGCAUCGAUCACGACGUCUUGGCACUGCCCACUCUAAUCAGUCUACCACCUGAACUACGAAACAAACAUGCGCGUCGAAAUAGCAGUAGGGUGAAACCUGGCCCAGUCAUAACAACCAGGACAGCUCGGGAGUUUCAGCGGCCUACAAUUGUGCCUGUGAAGCUGGAUCACAAAAACUUCAAUCUGAUAACGGAUCAUGAUGGAGCUUCGCCAUCCUCAGUGGCGUCGUCCUUCCAUUUUGACGACUCGGUCUUCGCGCUCAUGGAUGUGGACGACCUCCCGACACUGAGCGAGUCACUCGAUUUCUUCAUCGAGAACUUAUCCUAAUGCCGAUGAAGGACAAUAUCCUUCAUCGCGUAAAUUUCCUUAAUGCACAACCAAAUUUCGCUGCGCUACUAACAGAACCAGCAGAGUCGUGUGACUGUGUCAGAAUAUAUCCCUUCAGUAUUUAUCUUCAUGCAUACGUAUGUACUAUACUUGCAAACCUCGUUUCAUUCCUGAACAACUAAAGUAUAGUAGUACAUGUUAUGCAUCCGAAUUAAAGUUG
Molecule: messenger RNA, 1259 nt
Organism: Phytophthora nicotianae INRA-310
Lineage: Eukaryota; Oomycota; Peronosporomycetes; Peronosporales; Peronosporaceae
Exons: 1
Coding region: 335-1039 (234 amino acids)
Molecular function (GO): DNA binding
Source: RefSeq, a predicted model, not a curated record